AGCCGCAAACACUACUACACCUCCUUCACUCCGCACCUGCGCCUCUUCUCUACGUCUAUCCAACCGUAGUCGGCUUCUGAUACCCAUUCUCUUCCCCCCAAAACACAAAGCCCUUUACCACAAACACACUUCUCACAGCAAACAUGGCCGAUUCCCUCACCGAGGAGCAAGUCUCCGAGUUCAAGGAGGCGUUCUCUCUGUUUGACAAGGAUGGCGAUGGUCAAAUCACCACCAAGGAACUUGGAACCGUCAUGCGCUCGCUCGGCCAAAAUCCCAGCGAGUCUGAGCUCCAGGACAUGAUCAACGAGGUCGAUGCCGACAACAACGGCACAAUUGACUUCCCUGAAUUCCUGACCAUGAUGGCCCGCAAGAUGAAGGACACCGACUCUGAGGAGGAGAUCCGGGAAGCUUUCAAGGUCUUCGACCGCGACAACAACGGAUUCAUCUCCGCUGCCGAACUGCGCCACGUCAUGACUUCUAUUGGCGAGAAAUUGACCGAUGACGAGGUCGACGAGAUGAUCCGGGAGGCUGACCAGGACGGUGACGGCCGCAUUGACUACAACGAGUUCGUCCAACUGAUGAUGCAGAAGUAAGCGUCUAGGACAGCGAGGUUGGAACGAAAACAUAUAUCAUGACGGUGACACGGCCGGGGGCUGAUAGCGACGAGUGAAGGGGACGAUUUGGUCCUGUUGGUGUCUCGUUAUACGGAUUCGACUGUAAGCGAGACGAGUAGGCUAACUCGGUUGCCAAUGUCUCCAAGGAGAGCUCAUAUACCUAUCCUCAAUUCAUAUUCUCACGUGAUUUUGU
This is a messenger RNA of Pyrenophora tritici-repentis Pt-1C-BFP, 807 nucleotides long. RefSeq lists its product as uncharacterized. Gene Ontology annotation, molecular function: calcium ion binding; enzyme regulator activity. Gene Ontology annotation, cellular component: central plaque of spindle pole body. NCBI's taxonomy places the organism in Eukaryota, Fungi, Ascomycota, Dothideomycetes, Pleosporales, Pleosporaceae. Gene Ontology annotation, biological process: spindle pole body organization. The record is from RefSeq and is a predicted model, not a curated record.